UCACCCUCGCUUACGGCAUCGUUCCGCCUUUACCAGCCUGCAGCCUCGUUACAAACUUCCCCUGCGCGGCUGGCCGGACACGCCUCGUCCUGCUCGGGAUCAGGGGACUUUUCCUCCUGCCGCGGAUCCUGCGCUGACCCCGGAAGUCCAGAUUCGCCCGCCUCUCCCCGGGAUCCCGGCGCCCGUCUCCGCGGCACAGGGCAGCAUUGGCCGGCCAGCCAGCGCUUUGGGUGCCGCACCUCCUGCUCCACCAAAGGCAGAUCCGCGUAUUUGGAAUUAGAGGAAGAUGGGGACGAGGGAUGAGGAGUACGACUACUUGUUUAAAGUGGUGCUGAUCGGAGACUCCGGCGUGGGCAAGAGCAACCUGCUGUCCCGCUUCACGCGCAACGAGUUCAACCUGGAGAGCAAGAGCACCAUCGGCGUGGAGUUCGCCACGCGCAGCAUCCAGGUGGACGGCAAGACGGUGAAGGCCCAGAUCUGGGACACGGCCGGACAGGAGCGGUACAGGGCCAUCACCUCGGCGUACUACCGGGGGGCUGUGGGGGCACUUCUGGUGUAUGACAUCGCCAAGCACCUGACUUACGAGAACGUGGAGCGCUGGCUGAAGGAGCUGCGCGACCACGCCGACAGCAACAUCGUCAUCAUGCUGGUGGGCAACAAGAGCGACCUGCGGCACCUGCGGGCCGUGCCCACCGACGAGGCGCGGGCAUUCGCAGAGAAGAAUGGCCUAUCUUUCCUGGAGACCUCAGCCUUGGAUUCCACCAACGUCGAGACGGCCUUCCAGACCAUCCUGACAGAAAUCUACCGCAUCGUGUCUCAGAAGCAGAUGUCCGACCGCCGAGAGAACGAGAUGUCUCCUAGCAACAACGUGGUGUCCAUCCAGGUGCAGCCGACGGAGAACAAACCAAAGGUGCAGUGCUGCCAGAAUAUCUAGCGGGGGCGCCUGCGAGGUUCCGGGAGCUUCUGCUCUUCCGGAAGGAGCUGCUUUGGGACAAGUUCACAGCUGUUUGAUGAAGGUCUAAGCAGGGAGGCUUGAUCUGAUUGGGUCACAUCUGGAGUACGGACUGGUAUUUUGCUGCCUUGGUAAAGCUGUUAGUUCACCACCUUCUGUUUUCUUAUUUAAAACUUUAUAUGUUUUCAGAUAGAGUAGAUCCUUGGUGUAUCGCUUCAGAGAGAGUGGUGGCUGGUAUGACAAUGACCUUGGACCGGCCACUGAUGCUGUGUAGCUGUCCUCUGCUCAGCUCAGCUCUCAUGCCCCAAACUUCCUUAAAUCCCCUGAGCUUGACCCCAGCCCCUUCAGUCGCGCGUAGGAUGAUGCAUCUUAAGCGGUUUUUGUUUGUUGAAUAAGAUUUUCUUAGAGGGCAUUAUAUCCAUGUCCAGUGUCAGUGUUCAUUGGUCGACCUUGUAUGAAACUGCAUUUUGGACUAAUGUUUUACAUCAGCCAAAAGUUGAGCUUUAGUUUUCAAAAAAAUAUAGAUGUUUAUAUAAGCCAUGAACAGAAUAUUGUAAUUUUUAAAUGUCAUGCAUAUUAAAUGCUGUAUCUGGUGGACCAAAGUCACCUUCCUUUCA
Brienomyrus brachyistius is the source of this 1569-nucleotide messenger RNA. Its product is annotated as ras-related protein Rab-11A. Gene Ontology annotation, molecular function: GTPase activity; GTP binding. Bases 287 to 934 code for a protein of 215 amino acids. The record is from RefSeq and is a predicted model, not a curated record. Gene Ontology annotation, cellular component: axon; postsynaptic recycling endosome; transport vesicle. NCBI's taxonomy places the organism in Eukaryota, Metazoa, Chordata, Actinopteri, Osteoglossiformes, Mormyridae. The transcript is spliced from 5 exons. Gene Ontology annotation, biological process: exocytosis; neurotransmitter receptor transport, endosome to postsynaptic membrane; melanosome transport.